Mandrillus leucophaeus (drill) is the source of this 2985-nucleotide messenger RNA. It is a transcript of the gene TRPM5, whose product is annotated as transient receptor potential cation channel, subfamily M, member 5. Gene Ontology annotation, biological process: calcium ion transmembrane transport. The transcript is spliced from 22 exons. Gene Ontology annotation, cellular component: membrane. The record is from RefSeq and is a predicted model, not a curated record. Lineage: Eukaryota; Metazoa; Chordata; Mammalia; Primates; Cercopithecidae. The coding region runs from base 1 to 2985 and encodes 994 amino acids. Gene Ontology annotation, molecular function: calcium-activated cation channel activity; ligand-gated calcium channel activity.
AUGCAGGAUGUCCAAGGCCCCCGUACCGGAAGCCCCGGGGAUGCUGAAGACCGGCAGGGGCUAGGCUUGCACAGGGGCGAGGUCGACUUUGGAGGGUCUGGGAAGAAGCGAGGCAAGUUUGUACGGGUGCUGAGCGGAGUGGCCCCAUCUGUGCUCUUUGAUCUGCUGCUUGCUGAGUGGCACCUGCCAGCCCCCAACCUGGUGGUGUCCCUUGUGGGUGAGGAGCAGCCUUUCGCCAUGAAGUCCUGGCUGCGGGACGUACUUCGCAAGGGGCUGGUGAAGGUGGCUCAGAGCACAGGUGAGCCCCCACCCUCACGGCAGCCCGAGGCCCUGACUCUCCACCCCACCCGGCACGGGCAGCGCUCCCACCCCACACAGCGCCCAAGCUGCCUCCUGAGGGCUCAGCCUCGUCUCCCUGAAUGGGCACAGGAGGAUAUUCCUGUCCACUACCCCGAGGAUGACGGCAGCAGCCAGGGGCCUCUCUGUCCGCUGGACAGCAACCUCUCCCACUUCAUCCUGGUGGAGCCAGGCCCCCCGGGGAAGGGCGAUGGGCUGACGGAGCUGCGGCUCAGGCUGGAGAAGCACAUCUCGGAGCAGAGGACAGGCUACGGGGGCACUGGCAGCAUCGAGAUCCCUGUCCUCUGCUUGCUGGUCAAUGGUGAUCCCAGCACCUUGGAGAGGAUCUCCAGGGCCGUGGAGCAGGCUGCCCCGUGGCUGAUCCUGGCAGGCUCAGGGGGCAUCGCCGAUGUGCUUGCUGCCCUGGUGAACCAGCCCCACCUCCUGGUGCCCAGGGUGGCUGAGAAGCAGUUUAAGGAGAAGUUUCCCAGCGAGCAUUUCUCUUGGGAGGACAUCGUGCGCUGGACCAAGCUGCUGCAGAACAUCACCUCACACCAGCACCUGCUCACCGUGUACGACUUUGAGCAGGAGGGCUCCGAGGAGCUGGACACAGUCAUCCUGAAGGCGCUGGUGAAAGCCUGCAAGAGCCACAGCCAGGAGCCUCAGGACUAUCUGGAUGAGCUCAAGCUGGCCGUGGCCUGGGACCACGUGGACAUCGCCAAGAGUGAGAUCUUCAAUGGGGACGUGGAGUGGAAGCUUCACGAGGUCUCCCGUGUACUCAAGGACUUCCUGCAGGACGCCUGCCGAGGAUUCUACCAGGACGGACGGCCGGGGGGCCGCAGGAAGGCGGAGAAGGGCCCGGCCAAGCAGCCCACAGGCCAGAAGUGGCUGCUGGACCUGAACCAGAAGAGUGAGAACCCCUGGCGGGACCUCUUCCUGUGGGCCGUGCUGCAGAACCGCCACGAGAUGGCCACCUACUUCUGGGCCAUGGGCCAGGAAGGUGUGGCAGCCGCUCUGGCUGCCUGCAAAAUCCUCAAAGAGAUGUCGCACCUGGAGACGGAGGCCGAGGCGGCCCGAGCCAUGCGCGAGGCGAAGUACGAGCAGCUGGCUCUGGACCUCUUCUCUGAGUGCUACAGCAACAGUGAGGACCUCGCCUUCGCCCUGCUGGUGCGCCGGAACCGCUGCUGGAGCAAGACCACCUGCCUGCACCUGGCCACCGAGGCGGACGCCAAGGCCUUCUUUGCCCACGAUGGCGUGCAGGCCUUCCUGACCAGGAUCUGGUGGGGGGACAUGGCUGCGGGCACGCCCAUUCUGCGGCUGCUAGGAGCCUUCUUCUGCCCUGCCCUCGUCUAUACCAACCUCAUCACCUUCAGUGAGGAAGCCUCCCUGAGGACAGGCCUGGAGGACCUGCAGGAGCUGGACAGCCUGGACACGGAGAAGAGUCUGCUGUGCGGCCUGCGCAGCCGGUGCGAGGCGGAGGGCCGGGCAGAGUGGAGGGGACCGGGCUUCUUCACAGAUGAGGACACACACCUGCUGAAGAAGUUCACACUGUAUGUGGGGGACAACUGGAACAAGUGUGACAUGGUGGCCAUCUUCCUGUUCAUCGUGGGUGUCACCUGCAGGAUGCUGCCCUUGGCGUUUGAGGCUGGCCGCACAGUCCUCGCCAUGGACUUCAUGGUGUUCACGCUGCGGCUGAUCCACAUCUUUGCCAUACACAAGCAGCUGGGCCCCAAGAUCAUCGUGGUGGAGCGCAUGAUGAAGGACGUCUUCUUCUUCCUCUUCUUUCUGAGCGUGUGGCUUGUGGCCUACGGCGUCACCACCCAGGCGCUGCUGCACCCCCAUGACGGCCGCCUGGAGUGGAUCUUCCGCCGGGUGCUCUACCGGCCUUACCUGCAGAUCUUCGGGCAGAUCCCACUGGACGAGAUCGAUGAAGCCCGUGUGAACUGCUCCACCCACCCACUGCUGCUGGAGGACUCGCCAUCCUGCCCCAGCCUCUACGCCAACUGGCUGGUCAUCCUCCUGCUGGUCACCUUCCUGUUGGUCACCAACGUGCUGCUCAUGAACCUGCUUAUCGCCAUGUUCAGCUACACGUUCCAGGUGGUGCAGGGCAAUGCAGACAUGUUCUGGAAGUUCCAGCGCUACAACCUGAUUGUGGAGUACCACGAGCGCCCCGCCCUGGCCCCGCCCUUCAUCCUGCUCAGCCAUCUGAGCCUGGCCCUCCGCAGGGUCUUCAAGAAGGAGGCCGAGCACAAGCGGGAGCACCUGGAGAGAGACCUGCCAGACCCCCUGGACCAGAAGGUCAUCACUUGGGAGACAGUGCAGAAGGAGAACUUCCUGAGCAAGAUGGAGAAGCGGAAGAGGGACAGCGAGGGGGAAGUGCUGCGGAAAACCGCCAACAGAGUGGACUUCGUUGCCAAGUACCUCGGGGGGCUGAGGGAGCAAGAAAAACGCAUCAAGCAUCUGGAGUCACAGAUCAACUAUUGCUCGGUGCUCGUGUCCUCUGUGGCUGACAUGCUGGCCCAGGGUGGCAGCCCCUGGACAGGCUCUCGACACUGUGGCGGGGGAAGCCGGCUGGUGGCCUCUGACCACAGAGGGGGUUUAGAUGGCCAGGAACAACCCGGGGCUGGCCAGCCUUCCUCGGACACCUAA